AUGAAGCUGACUUAUUUGGCCGGCUCAGUCGCCGUUGCCGAGGCCUGGGAAUGGUCCCUCGUCGACGAGGUCACCUGUCUAGAAAAUUCUAGCUACCAGGAAUGCGGCACUGACCGUGAAAUCUGCGGUGGAAUGGAGCAUAUGGAAAUGUCUUCUGAUUGCUACAGAGGGUGCUUCUGUGAUGAUGGUUAUAUUCAGACUCGGGCUGGGGUCUGUAUUCCUGAAGCUGACUGUUCUCCUGCUGGUGAAAUUACCUGCUUGGUCGCGCAGUUCGAAUCCUACCUGACCUUCUUUGGAUUUGAUGCGACGCUCAUUUCUGGAUUUGACUGGACCUGGUCCGGAUUGGGAAACCACUGCGACACACCAACACCACCUUCUCCAUGGACUCCCAAGACUCCAAAGACGCCUAAGACGAAGACCCCCAAGACCAAAACCCCUAAAACAAAAACCCCAAAAACCAAAACUCCUAAGACCAAGACCCCAAAAACAAAGACCCCUAAAACCAAAACACCAAAAACGAAGACGCCAAAAACCAAGACACCAAAGACAAAAACACCCAAGACCAAAACUCCCAAGACAAAAACCCCAAAAACAAAGACGCCAAAAUCUGGAAAAACGAAAACACCAAAGUCCGGAAAAGGAAAAUCUGGCCGAAGACGAAGAGAAAUCGACUCUCCCCAGCCUCGAUUUAGCCGAUCCGGAACUGGAAAAUCCGGAAAGAGUGGAAAGGGAAAAUCUGGCUAUGGAAAGUCUGGCACCCCGAAAUCUCCUAAAUCCGGCUACGGAUCCCCAUCUCCUCAGAUCUGCUACCCCAACUACUUGGAGAACUUCUGCUCUUACAUCAUUUCCAACUACGGAGGCGAUCACGUGGACAGACUCUCUGCUCUCUGCUACGGUCCAUUCUUCGCCACAACCCUCAACAAUGUCCUGUACAUUCAGCAGUUCACUGCUACCUUCGGCAUCAGCUACUCGCAACUUUUCUGCCCAGUUUUCGACAGCGGCAACUUUUUCAUCGACUUGACGACGAUCAACUUUGCCGACUUCAAUCUCGACAUCGAUGUCAACAUCGACUACAACAUCAACUUGAUCACCCACGUCAACACCUACCAAAACGUCAUGAUCGAGUUCAUCCAGAGCUGCGGCUUCACUGGUGUCAUCGAGAAAAUACUCAUUCAGCUGACGAUGGAGUUCAACUGGAACGAUUUCUACGGCGAGUUUGAAGCUGUCUUUGAGUUCUUCACAAGUUCCAUCGCGGAAAUGUUGCUCGACGUCGACUUCGUCGCUCAAAUUGUCCUCGUUGAUGCUGAUGUGGUCGCUUCCCUCGGAAAUGUGAUCACAGUCUUCAUCAGCCAGAAUAUUGAGGUCUUCUUUACCACAAAUAUUGAAUUCUCGAUCGGUGGAAAUUUCGACUGGGAUUGCUCAAAUGAUGGCUGGUGCUUCACUCCUCCACAAAUCCCCGUCCCAUACGAGUCCGCUGCUAUCGCUUGUGAAUCGAUUGGCGGACAAGUCGCUGGAUCAGACCACCUCGACUUCAUUUCCGGAAUGGGACAAGUGACUGGUCAUGAAUUCUGGAUGCAUUUCGAUGUUUCCAACGCCUGCUCUUACAUGUCCGGAUUGAGCAACUGGAACAUGAAUUUGAACGCUUUCGUCAGCCACGAGCAUGGCUACAUCGACGUCGGUCAUUCGGACAAAGAAUGCUCCUUUAUUUGCACCAAGCCUCAGGCUCCAUUGCCACCAGUUCCGCCAGAAGGUGGUGUGGAUUUCUGCCAUUCGAUCAUUGGCGGCAAAUUCGAGCAAUACAUGUGGGCUGUUGGAUCUUGGACGGAAAUGAACGACUCUGAUAGAGAAUUCUACCCUGCUUCAACAGACGCUGAGACCUUCGACAAGCUGUCAGUUAUCCGCUACGAGUCCGACUGCGGAAUGUUCAAGUUCAGCUUGAAGUGUCUCAAAAACAACUCGGACAACCUCUACUAUUGGAUGCCAUGCAACAGCAUCCGAUGCAGCGGUUUCGACCGAGAAAUCUGGCUCACCGAAGAAAAACUCAACGGAAUCAUCGACGGCAGCUACCAAAUGAACUGCAACUAG
Molecule: messenger RNA, 2085 nt
Organism: Oikopleura dioica
Lineage: Eukaryota; Metazoa; Chordata; Appendicularia; Copelata; Oikopleuridae
Source: the annotation of a GenBank genome assembly